UGCUGACAGCUGCCGGACGGUGCGUAGGUUUUUUGAGUUCGUAAAUAAAGGAAGCCCAGGAACUGUUAUUGUGUUACAUACAGUUUACAUUCGGAACUGAAGAGUGACGGAGAGAAGUUAGUUGGCUUGUUUAGUAGCUAAAGGUGAAAAUUUUGCACGAGAGUUGUUCGUCAUGUAUUUGUAAAGAUUACCGCUUAGCUGGUGUUCCCCAACAGUUGUAUUUCACGCAUUUGAUAUAAUGGGGCUGCAUCGACCUGUAGUUCGUGUUCUCAGUCUUGGUCGCAUUUCAUAUACAGGUGGGCUGCAAUUUCAGAGUGAAUGUGUUCGCCGUCACAAAAAUGGACUGAGCGGCUGUGUACCUGUUUCAGAGACCGAGCCUUUGGAUACUCUGCUUUUAUGUGAACACAGUCCACCUGUGUACACUGUCGGGAUGCGACAAGCUGCGUAUCCUUCUUCUGAAGAGGCUAGGCUCCGGCAGCUGGGUGCUGAAUUUUUCCGAACUGACCGAGGUGGGCUUAUAACAUUUCAUGGUCCUGGGCAGCUAGUAUGUUAUCCAGUGCUGAAUCUUGCCCACUUUCAGCGAAAGAGUAUACGUUGGUAUAUAGACCAAUUGGAGCGAACCAUGAUGGAGUUAUGCCAUAGGUACGGGCUUGAAACCAGCACGUCAUCUGACCGAGGUAUUUGGGUCAAGGACAACAAGAUAUGUGCUGUUGGAGUUCACUGUGGCCGGUAUAUAACAUCUCAUGGACUAGCACUGAACUGCAACACUGACCUCAGGUGGUUUGAGCACAUAGUACCUUGUGGAAUUGAAGGAAAAGGUGUCACCUCCUUGAGCAAAGAACUGAAGAGGAAUGUGACUGUUGCUGAGGUCACGCUGCCUUUCCUAGAGGUUUUUGAGCAACAGUUUAUGUGCACGUUAACCAUCUCUGAAAUGAGGGACACAUCAGACGGCUUUGCAGCUUGGUUGUAACUGAAGUAUCAUUAAGAAGAAAAGCUAUGAUGCCUUCAUGUUAUAGCCAGGAAGAGGGAGCUGCCACAUGCCCUGCUGCAUUCUUUGAAAAAGGAACGAAGAAAUAAGAAUGUGUUACCUGUCUGCAUAAUAACUGAAUACCAUUGGCUGUGGGUUGUAGGCCUGUUUUGAAAGUUUUAUGCACUUUAUAUGGGAUUUAUGGUAAUAAGUUUACACACAGACAAAUCUGAUACAAAUGCUUUUUUUUUUUUUUACACUGUCCAGUCUUUGCUCACAGGUAUGCUAACUACUCAAUGACAGUAUGGUAUAAAGAUGUUUAUAAAUUGAUAUGUUAUGCUGAAUAUUUAUAUUUUUGUACAAGUAAUUUACUAUUCCGAUGUAACUUUCAUAUGUUUCAUUGCAGGACAAUGUAAAACUCUAAUUCUGUAAUCCUGUGAAAAGCAGGAAGUAUUUUGCAGCACAAAUAUAUAACAAUUAAAUUUAUCUGCACCGCAAAAGUUUCUCAUAGUGUGCAAGUUUUUAAAACUUGGUUACAUAGGAUUUAUUGUUGUAAUUGUUUUAUGUUGUCAACAUAUGAUGCAGAUAUUUGCUAAUUCUAAAUGUUCUGCUUACAAAAUUAAAUGUAUUUUUUUUUUU
Messenger RNA from Protopterus annectens (West African lungfish), 1606 nucleotides. RefSeq names its product lipoyl(octanoyl) transferase 2 (gene LIPT2). The transcript is spliced from 3 exons. The record is from RefSeq and is a predicted model, not a curated record. Gene Ontology annotation, molecular function: lipoyl(octanoyl) transferase activity. Lineage: Eukaryota; Metazoa; Chordata; Ceratodontiformes; Protopteridae. Gene Ontology annotation, cellular component: mitochondrion. Gene Ontology annotation, biological process: protein lipoylation. Bases 239 to 970 code for a protein of 243 amino acids.